CUUUCAAUCUCCGCCCCUUUACGGCACGAUGGUCGCACAAGAAUGUGAUACAGGCUCGACGGCCGCCAUUUUCUUUCUUUCUUAGCAGUUGGCUGAGGGAAGGUCUCUGCGAAGAAGCGGCAGCGGCCACUAUAGCGUAGACAUGGCAGACUACUCAACAGUGCCUCCACCUUCUUCUGGCUCAGCUGGUGGUGGAGGCGGCGGCGGUGGUGGUGGAGGAGUUAACGAUGCUUUCAAAGAUGCGCUGCAGAGAGCACGGCAGAUUGCAGCAAAAAUUGGAGGUGAUGCUGGUACAUCACUGAAUUCAAAUGACUAUGGUUAUGGGGGACAAAAAAGACCUUUGGAAGAUGGAGAUGGCUCUUGGACAAGUCCGAGCAGUACAACACACUGGGAGGGAAUGCCCUCUCCUUUUAAAGAUCAACCAGAUGCUAAGAAAGUUGCUCCUCAAAAUGACUCUUUUGGAACACAGUUACCACCGAUGCAUCAGCAGCAAAGCAGGUCUGUAAUGACAGAAGAAUACAAAGUUCCAGAUGGAAUGGUUGGAUUUAUAAUUGGCAGAGGUGGUGAACAGAUCUCACGCAUACAACAAGAAUCUGGAUGCAAAAUACAGAUAGCUCCUGACAGUGGUGGCCUUCCAGAAAGAUCUUGUAUGCUAACUGGAACACCUGAAUCUGUCCAAUCAGCAAAACGGUUAUUGGACCAGAUUGUUGAAAAAGGAAGACCAGCCCCUGGCUUCCACCAUGGUGAUGGACCAGGAAAUGCAGUUCAAGAAAUCAUGAUUCCAGCUAGCAAAGCAGGAUUAGUUAUUGGAAAGGGGGGAGAAACUAUUAAACAACUUCAGGAGCGGGCUGGAGUUAAAAUGGUUAUGAUUCAAGAUGGACCUCAGAACACUGGUGCUGACAAACCUCUUAGGAUUACAGGAGACCCAUACAAAGUUCAGCAAGCCAAGGAAAUGGUGUUAGAGUUAAUUCGUGAUCAAGGUGGUUUCAGAGAAGUUCGAAAUGAGUAUGGGUCAAGAAUAGGAGGAAAUGAAGGGAUAGACGUCCCCAUUCCAAGAUUUGCUGUUGGCAUUGUAAUAGGAAGAAAUGGAGAGAUGAUAAAAAAAAUACAAAAUGAUGCUGGUGUUCGAAUUCAGUUUAAGCCAGAUGAUGGAACAACACCUGAUAGAAUAGCGCAAAUAACGGGACCUCCAGACCGAUGUCAACAUGCUGCAGAAAUUAUUACAGACCUUCUUCGAAGUGUUCAGGCUGGUAAUCCUGGUGGACCUGGACCUGGUGGUCGAGGAAGAGGUAGAGGUCAAGGCAACUGGAACAUGGGACCACCUGGUGGACUACAGGAAUUUAAUUUCAUUGUACCAACUGGGAAAACUGGAUUAAUAAUAGGAAAAGGAGGUGAAACCAUAAAAAGCAUAAGCCAGCAGUCUGGUGCAAGAAUAGAACUUCAGAGAAAUCCUCCACCUAAUGCAGAUCCUAAUAUGAAAUUAUUUACAAUUCGUGGCACUCCACAGCAAAUAGACUAUGCGCGGCAACUUAUAGAAGAAAAGAUUGGUGGCCCAGUAAAUCCUUUAGGGCCGCCUGUACCCCAUGGGCCCCAUGGUGUCCCAGGUCCCCAUGGGCCUCCUGGGCCUCCAGGGCCUGGAACUCCAAUGGGACCAUACAACCCUGCACCUUAUAAUCCAGGACCACCCGGCCCUGCUCCUCAUGGUCCUCCAGCUCCUUAUGCUCCCCAGGGGUGGGGAAAUGCAUAUCCACACUGGCAGCAACAGGCCCCUCCUGAUCCAGCUAAGGCAGGAACGGAUCCAAAUUCAGCAGCUUGGGCUGCCUAUUAUGCUCACUAUUAUCAACAGCAAGCACAGCCACCACCUGCAGCUCCUGCUGGUGCACCAACUACAACCCAAACCAAUGGACAAGGUAACUAUGGAGAUCAGCAGAAUCCAGCUCCAGCUGGACAGGUUGAUUAUACCAAGGCUUGGGAAGAGUAUUACAAGAAAAUGGGUCAACAAGGGCAGACACAAGAUUAUUCAAAAGCUUGGGAGGAAUAUUACAAGAAGCAAGGUCAAGCAGUUCCUGCUCCUACUGGUGCUCCACCAGGUGGUCAGCCAGAUUAUAGUGCAGCCUGGGCUGAGUACUAUAGACAACAAGCAGCGUACUAUGCCCAGACAAGUCCCCAGGGAAUGCCACAGCAUCCUCCAGCACCUCAGUGCCUUCCCAGACCUUCCACCUUAGGUUCUGCUGCAAAAAGCAACAGUGCUGAAGAUGCUGCAAGCACCAAAUCAUAGCUCAUAAAAUCAGGUCCUGAGAUAGUUACCCAUAAAGAGGAAUCCUUUGAGUGUAUGCCAUUGGUGAGCCGAUGAGCAUGGACCAUAGAAGGGCUCAAUGUAGAAGGUAAAAUUGGCAAAUCAUAAUUGAGAAAUAUGAAAUGUAUUCCCAUACAUAAUAUGGUAUAGGGUGUAAUGUACCUGCUUUUGAUCACUUUUCAUUUUAAAGUGCUAUUCGCUUGAUCUUAAAUGUUCCAUGAACUGUUAAAUUUUGUAAGUUAUAUAGUUACUGCACCACAUUUAUGUGUGUGUAUGUAUUAUUUUAAUAGUCAAUGAUAGGUAUGUUAAGACUGAUAAUACAAAGGAGCUCUUUGAACCUUAAGAGCCUGUCAAGUUUUGGUUAGUUGUAGUUUGCAUUUUUAUAAAAUAUAGAUGAAUGCUAAUAGAUAAUUGGGGCAUUGUUUCUAUAUCAAGAGUUUUUUUUAUUCAUUACCAUAAGCCUUCACUGAUACUGCAUUUUUUUAAAUGGCGCUAAUCUUAACCUUGAAAUAAAUGGAAAGCGGAAAAGGUGAGCCAGUUGACUUGAAUGCAAUGGAUGUUAGGAGUGGUAGAAACAAUGUUUAGAUUGAAAUUGAACUGAUUUAUUUUAUUUAGCACUUAAAAACUUGACAAUGUUUCAUUUUUUAAAGAUAUUUUAGUGUGGUGUUAUGUAGAAUUCUUAUGGUUUGAUGUUUCUUUUAGAAAUGAAAAGUAUACUUUUAUUUUUAACUAAUGAAAAUGGUUUUAAUACUAAAACUAGUGAUUUGAUACUAGUUGUUUAUAAACAUAAAAUAUUUCCUUAGACAAAUACCUUGGUAGUUAAUUCAUAAGGGUGGGUUUGGGUAGGAGUAGCAGAGUACCUUAAGAGGGAAAUAGGAAUAUAUGCAGAAGUGAUAACAUUUGUUUGAAUACUCUGCCAGGAGAACCAGCUCUAUCUGCAAACAUCUGUUGUCUAGAAUAAGGAUGUAGAAAUGAUCAAUGAGGAUGUCUUUUUAUUUUCUGAAAAUUCUGCCUCAUUUUAAAAUGUAUUUUAACAAUACUAAAGAUAAUUUUGACUCUGAAAAUAACAUUUUUUGUUUAGUCACUUGAGUUUUCUUGCCACAGUAUAAAUUUGAGGGAUUUUUUUAAAUUGGUGCUUUUAAGAAGCAAAUCCGAAGGUUUUAUUUUCUUCAAUGAUAGCCCUAUAGAAACUCUUAAAUGUAUUUGCGCAUAUAUAUAUAUAUUUUUUCUUAUGCAUGCUCGAUGCAUUUUCGUCCUGAGAAAAGUGUUCUCUACAGAAACUACCCGUGUGUAAAAAGAAGAUUGGCUUAAAAUGGCUACUGUGAUGGGAACAGUGUCUUAGGGAGAUGCAGCUUGGACUUGAGGUAAAUUGAAUACUUUACAAACUGUGGUUUAGAGUUUGCUUUAAUGACAUUGUAUGUAAAAGGGCACAUGAUUGCUGUAAUUUUGUAUUGAUUAUGGUUUCCUCAAUAAAAAAAAUAAAUGUACAUUGAUCAAUAUU
This is a messenger RNA of Zalophus californianus (California sea lion), 3797 nucleotides long. RefSeq names its product far upstream element binding protein 1 (gene FUBP1). Gene Ontology annotation, cellular component: nucleus; cytoplasm. The record is from RefSeq and is a predicted model, not a curated record. Gene Ontology annotation, molecular function: mRNA binding. The coding region runs from base 143 to 2278 and encodes 711 amino acids. Lineage: Eukaryota; Metazoa; Chordata; Mammalia; Carnivora; Otariidae. Gene Ontology annotation, biological process: regulation of DNA-templated transcription. The transcript is spliced from 23 exons.